Molecule: messenger RNA, 1701 nt
Organism: Fundulus heteroclitus (mummichog)
Lineage: Eukaryota; Metazoa; Chordata; Actinopteri; Cyprinodontiformes; Fundulidae
Gene: prlh2r
Product: prolactin releasing hormone 2 receptor
Exons: 3
Coding region: 71-1291 (406 amino acids)
Biological process (GO): G protein-coupled receptor signaling pathway
Cellular component (GO): plasma membrane; neuron projection
Molecular function (GO): neuropeptide Y receptor activity; neuropeptide binding
Source: RefSeq, a predicted model, not a curated record
CGGCAGGACUCCCUGCAGGAAAGAAUACGCUAACAGGUGCUGAGCUUUCUGACCGACACCUUAAACAGCCAUGGACUGGGAGAAAGUGGUGAAUCAGUCCAGGGUGAACUCCUCGGCCCCAGCCUCUGACUCUUCGUCCUCCUUCCCUUCGUCCUGCUGCAAUUCUUCUCACCUCCUCUUCCGCCCCUCGCUGUUUCCGGUCCCCGCCUUCUCUGGCUUUGACCUGCUGUUCAGUCUGAAGCUCCUCUUCAUCCCCCUCUACUCCGCCGUGGUGCUGAUCGCCUGCUCCGGGAACCUCCUGCUCCUCUUCCUCAUUUGGUACAACAAAAAGAGGCACAACACCACAAAUUUUCUCAUCAGCAACCUGGCGCUCGUUGACCUGCUGAUGUGCAUCUUCUGCGUCCCUCUGACCGCCUCCUAUGCCUUCGACAGACGAGGAUGGGUGUUUGGAUACCACAUGUGUCACUUUGUCACUGUGAUGCAGUCCACAGCAGUGUUCGCAGCAGUUCUGUCCCUCAUGGCUAUUGCAGUGGACCGUUACAUAGUGGUAGCUUAUCCCAUUCGCAAGAGAGCGGGAUGGCAGUUCUGCUGCUGCCUGGUGACCCUGAUCUGGUUGUCCUCUUUGGCGCUUUCCACCCCGACAGCCCUCCACACGGUCUACCUGGACCUUCGUGAUGCAGGCCUGGAAAUGGCAGUCUGCGAGGAGUUCUGGGACGGCCAGGAACAAGGGCGACUAAUUUACUCCUGUUUCAUCCUCUUCUUCUCCUACUUUGUUCCGCUGGCUGCAGUGUCCAUUUCCUACUGUGCCAUAUCCUACCACCUGAAGCGGAGGACCACGUCAGGCUUGACGGCAUGUCCUGAACUGAGGUGUGCGCGGGCCGUCUGGAGCAGACGGCGGAGGAAGACCUUCUGUCUGCUGCUGGUGUCUGUUCUCUGCUUCGCUUUCUCCUGGCUCCCCUUGCAGGUGGUGAACCUGAUCCGUGACCUGGACACAGACUUCUCCAUACUGGGAAAGAACUACAUUAAUGUCAUCCAGGUAUCUGCGCACCUGCUCGCCAUGAGCUCAGCCUGCUACAACCCCUUCAUUUAUGCUUCGCUGCACAAUAAAUUCCUGUCCUACCUCUGCUUCAACCCCCUGACUCGGAGGAGAGGAAAAGAAAAGCACGGCGGUCAGGGUUCGAGCGUCCUGACGACAUCUCAGAGGACGCCACGCCUCAACACCUUCACCACCGCGGCAGAUUUACCGGCUGUGGUUCUGAAUGACCUUGUUCCAAAAGAAAACUACGCCUGAUUUUUUUUUUUUUCCUCUGUCCCAAAAAAAUGUAGUAAAGAUUUUCCCACGUGAACCACAAAAGUCACUGACAGUAGAUGGGAUGCAGGGUGUUUCCUUUUCUCCACGGAUUUCAUGUCAAUCUUGUCAGCCUGCAUUCGGACAGACAAAUGGUGGAAUAAGCGAAUUUAAAGCACAGUGUAAAUAUUAAAGCAUUAAGAUCAUCAGACAUGAGGGCCAGCGAGCUGCUCAUGGUGAUAAAUACAUUAGUGGUGCAAGAAAUCCAUCUGCUUUGGUUGUAAAGAUUUGUUACUGUAAUAAUGUGAUUACUUGUAAGAAAUGUAACUGUUUAAUGUCUAUUUAUGCUGCUAUUUAAUGUAAAAAGUCCCUUAUCUUCUACGGCAGUCUUUAUCUUUAGUUCAUGAUCGCUG